CUUGUCAUCCUUCACAGUAGCUUGCUCUCAGUAGAUAUGAACGUGUUACUGUUACUUUCAAUUGCAGCAUCAGUCUGUUUGUGCGUCUGCGAUCUGGAUCCAAACAUCAGAUUUUUUCCUCCACUGGGCCAUAGCGUUGCUGGGGUCUUCCAAGUGAGUUAUGUAAACAGCUUGAAUCAGCCCUACUAUGCUUUUAAUGCCUCUGAUGCUCGCAGUCGCUGUGAGUCACUGGGGGUGAACAUCGCCUCAGUAUCACAAGUGAUAAAUGCCCUGACCAGAGGAUUAGAAACAUGCAGGUUUGGUUGGACUGAUGAACAUUUGGCAGUUGUUCCUCGUGUAACAGCACAGGUCAACUGUGGACAGAACCAGACCGGUUUGGUCAGAUGGAGAGCUCCAAUUACCAAGAAAUUUGAUGUCUUUUGCUUCAAUGAAUCAGAUGCAGACACAGAGACACGGCCCACAGUCCCACACAUUAUCUUUCUCUCCUCUGCCACCAUCCAGCACAAUCUCUCUCUCUCCUCUGAGUUUACACAGCCCAGUGUCGACACACACUCGGACAGUAAAGCUGAAAAGGCUUUGAGAGUCGGCAGUACUCAGGGAUCCUCAGGAAAAAAAACUGUGGUGAUCACAUCAGUUGUAGCAGUUUUUCUGGUUGCAAUAGUAGCUGUGGUUUAUAUAAAAGUAAAACGUAACUCUGGCAAAGAGCCGUACAUUGAGGGAGAAGAAUGGACACACGUCAAAUAUGAAACCAAGAAAAACUGUCAAACUAAAGUGGAUAGUGUUUAAGAUGCACUUUGCUAUGAUUACUGUAAAUAUGUAUAAUAUUAUUUGAUUCUGUUUUUUAAUUUUGGUCCUUUUCAUAUUUUGGCCACUAAAUGGCGAUUCAAAGAAGAGUUUAUUGAUAAUAUGCAACUGAAAAGUUGAGUCACUGAAAAUAAAUGUAUUUAUUUC
Molecule: messenger RNA, 951 nt
Organism: Periophthalmus magnuspinnatus
Lineage: Eukaryota; Metazoa; Chordata; Actinopteri; Gobiiformes; Gobiidae
Gene: lyve1a
Product: lymphatic vessel endothelial hyaluronic receptor 1a
Exons: 6
Coding region: 37-786 (249 amino acids)
Biological process (GO): cell adhesion
Cellular component (GO): plasma membrane
Molecular function (GO): hyaluronic acid binding; transmembrane signaling receptor activity
Source: RefSeq, a predicted model, not a curated record